AUGUACACGGGGUACCAGUACCAAGACCAGUAUAAGCUUCAUCUGGGUGAGUACACUGGCAAUGCGGGGGACGCCCUCCCCGAAGCCCACCCCUCUCCCAGUGGGCAGUGGAACAGUCUAGGGGCCGGUCAACAGGGAGUCAAGUUCAGUACCUACGACCAUCCCAACAAGGACGAUGAGAAGUGUAUCCGCCAUGACAUGUCAGGGUGGUGGUUCAGCAAGUGUGAGUCUGGCAACUUGAACGGUCACUACUACAACGGGUCGUACCAAGCGGUGAUGGAUGACGGGGUGGUCUGGUACACCUGGCACGGCUGGUGGUAUUCAAUCAAAUCCGUAGUCAUGAUGAUCCGGGCCUCCGACGUCCAUCCGGCUGGAUCCAACUGACCAGAACGCCAGACGACAUCGAUCCUGUUAGAGUUUUGCCUCAAUUAGGAUAGGCUAAAGGUGGCGUUACGUCAUAGAGAACAUCCAAUCAU
Messenger RNA from Salvelinus namaycush (lake trout), 476 nucleotides. Its product is annotated as fibrinogen-like protein 1. The coding region runs from base 1 to 384 and encodes 127 amino acids. Lineage: Eukaryota; Metazoa; Chordata; Actinopteri; Salmoniformes; Salmonidae. Gene Ontology annotation, biological process: negative regulation of T cell activation; regulation of immune response. The record is from RefSeq and is a predicted model, not a curated record. The transcript has 3 exons.